AUGUACAAACAUUCGACUUGGAGGUGUGCAUUAUUCGCUCCAAAUCCGUCACAGCGUCCCAACAUCUUACAGGUCGACCACAUGUGGAGCGGGAAAUGGAACGGGAUAAAAUUCGUUUACUUUAUGGGCCGGUAUCUGGGUCUCAUUGACUACCCCUUGACUAUGAUUCACAACCAUGUCCUUGGGUUGAGCCCAUCUACAUGCAAUGUGUUGCUUCAUAUUAUAUCGUGCUCGGCCCUGAUAGGGACCGCAUUCGCAGAAAUCCUCAUGUAUCUUCGCGUCUAUGUUCUCUCAGUGUGUAACCCCCGCGUUGCACUGUUUUUAAUCAUUCAAUACUCGAUCACAUCCCUAUCUACAUUCACCGUGACCAUUCUGGCCCUCAGAGAUAUGACAUACGGGCCAUCGCCUAUUCCUGAGAUCCUAGGCUGCUAUAUCGAAGGAGCGAGUAGAGUAUAUCCUACUGUGAUGUACUCACUUGUCCUCUUGGAGCAGUUCUCUGUGACUAUACUGAGCCUUUACUUUGGCUUGUCGAACUUUCGAAGGAGUCACAGUCCGUUGAUCUCGAUAUUCUAUAGAGAUGGAACACUGGACUUUAUGAUAAUAACUGCUGUAACGACCUUAAAUGUCAUGACUGUUGCCUUCGCACCAAAAGACUACCAUCUCAUGUUCCUUCUCGUCCAACGCUGUGUCCACUCCACACUCGCAACGCGCACAAUCCUCCAUCUACGCGAAAUGGCUGCCCGAGAUCUCGAGCUCAGAACACUUCUGCAACGCCUCGACGAAGGUUAUUUGGACUCGUCCAUGGACUUUUCAGCAGGCUGCGGGCCCUUCAGGACAAACCGAAGACGUACGCUGGACGACGGUCCCUGGCGAUUCACCCGCCAACAACACGAAUUCAUUGCUGAGGGGCCCAGUGUUUGGAGUGUCACCAGUAGAGUGCCACUCAACCUUGAUGAAAGGUACCAUACUAGACGGACUGCGGCAGCCGUGCCGGGGAGGUUGGAGCCAGCGGUUGAAAGUACUGAGCUAGUCUUCCUUGGUGGGAGUAGUACUGUGAAAUGA
Molecule: messenger RNA, 1062 nt
Organism: Coprinopsis cinerea okayama7#130
Lineage: Eukaryota; Fungi; Basidiomycota; Agaricomycetes; Agaricales; Psathyrellaceae
Exons: 11
Coding region: 1-1062 (353 amino acids)
Source: RefSeq, a predicted model, not a curated record